CGUGCUGCCAAUGUUGGUAAACAAAGUUCAGCUGUGUUUUCGAAAGCUCGUGCUUGAGUGGAUUGAUUCAAAUUUGAAAAUUUAAAAAUUACGUGCAAAAAUGAUUGUCGACGAAAGUAAAGACUCGCUGAGGCCAAUGUUUUGCGAGCUCAACAUUUUAACCCGUUCCGACGGUUCCGCGAUGCUGACUCAGGGUGAAACCGCCGUCACCGCGUCCGUAAACGGUCCCGUCGAGGUCAAGCUGCAGCACAUGAACGUGGAAAAGUCCUACGUGGAGAUUCACUUCCGGCCGCGGUCCGGAAUGGGCAGCGUUAACGAUCGGCUGCUGGAAAACCUCAUCCGGAACACGUACGAAUCGGCGCUGCUGACGGCGUUACACCCGCGCACAGCCGUCUCCAUCCAGAUCCAGGAAAUGCAGGACCGCGGCGGACUGGUGGCCUGUGCCAUCAACGCCGUCUGCCUGGCCUUAAUUGACAGUGGCAUCGAGAUGAAGUACCUGGUGGCGGCCGUUCACAGCGUUCUGGACGAAGAGGGGGACAUUACGCUCGAUCCGGACGAGCUGCGGGCCAAGGAUGCGCGGGCGCGGUUUACGUUCGUGUUUGAAAAUACGUCGCGGAAUACGGUCUCAAUUUACACGCACGGGAAGUUCACCUCGGAACAGUACCACCGGGCGCUCCGGAUGAGCACGGACGCCGUGGGGAAGGUGUUUGACUUUUACCGGACCAUUGUGGCCAAGCAGCAGAAUGUGUUGUGAUUUUGAAUAAAAAAAAAGAGUUGUUUACUGGA
This is a messenger RNA of Culex pipiens pallens (northern house mosquito), 786 nucleotides long. RefSeq names its product exosome complex component RRP46 (gene Rrp46). Gene Ontology annotation, biological process: nuclear mRNA surveillance; rRNA catabolic process; U4 snRNA 3'-end processing. The transcript is spliced from 2 exons. The record is from RefSeq and is a predicted model, not a curated record. Gene Ontology annotation, cellular component: cytoplasmic exosome (RNase complex); nucleolus; nuclear exosome (RNase complex). Bases 101 to 754 code for a protein of 217 amino acids. NCBI's taxonomy places the organism in Eukaryota, Metazoa, Arthropoda, Insecta, Diptera, Culicidae.